AAUAGGACACUUCUCAAAAUCUUACAACCCAAUCUUCAAUCUUACACAUAACUUAGACCACAAAUAAUGGAUUUCCUUUCUCUUCCAACAGUAAUGCUUGUAGCUUCCGCCUUGGUCCUUGUCUACAACAUAUGGAGGAUUAUGAACAAAACAAGUGAGAAGCAAUUGCAAGCACCAGAACUACCUGGUGCGUUCCCAUUAAUAGGUCACCUCCAUUUACUAGGAACCAAAACUCCACUCGCAAGAACCUUCGCUUCUUUCUCCGAUAAGUACGGUCCCAUAUUCCGAAUCCGUCUGGGAUCAUACCCUGCUAUUGUGAUCUCCAACAAAGAUGGAAUCAAAGAAUGUUUCACCAUAAAUGACAAAGCUCUUGCCUCGCGCCCCAAGUCUAGCCAGGGAGUAUACAUUGGCUAUAACUACGCAGGUUUUGGGUUCGCUCCUUAUGGCUCCUUCUUUAUAAAACACAAGAAGCUAGCGACGCUUGAACUACUCUCGUCUCGCCGCGUCGAAUUAUCGAGGUAUGUAUAUGAAUCCGAGAUUGAUACUUUGAUCAAGGAUCUGUUAUUGUAUUCUGCAGAAAAUUCGCCAGUUAAAGUAGUUGUUAUUAGUGAAUGGUUGGAACGGUUAAGUUUCAACAUAAUCACAAAGAUGAUAGCGGGAAAAAAGUACUUUAGUUUCUUGCAAGAUGUGGACGAUGUUGAAGCACAUAGAGUUGUGAAGCUUAUAAGAGAAGCUUUGCAUUUAUCUGGAGGGGGUUUUGUUCCUUCGGAUGUGAUCCCUAUAAUUCAAUGGUUUGGUAUAGAAGGGAAAGUUCUUAAAUCCAUGAAGAGAAUCGCAAAAGAUUUGGACACACUUUUGGGAAGCUGGGUUGAAGAGCAUAGGAUGAAGGGUAAUAAGGUAAAUAGCUCAAGCGAGAAGCAAGAUUUCAUUGAUGUCAUGCUUUCCGUUGUUGAAGAUGAUCCUGAUUCUGGCCAUACACGUGACACCAUCAUUAAAGCUCAAAUUAUGGGUAUCUUGUUGGCAGGGACAGACACAACGUCCUCAACAAUGAUAUGGAUGCUAGCUUUAUUGUUGAAGAACAAACAUGCCUUGAAGCGCGCACAAGAGGAAAUUAAUGUUCAUGUAGGUAGCUUGAGAAAAGUAGAGGCAUAUGAUAUGAAAAAUCUUGUUUAUUUACAAGCAAUUUUCAAAGAAACUCUAAGGUUAUAUCCGGGUGGACCUCUACUAUUACCCCAUGAAGCAAGAGAAGAUUGUUACAUUAAUGGCUAUUACGUGCCAAAAGGGACACGUGUCUUUGGAAAUGUGUGGAAGCUACAUAGAGAUCCAAGUAUUUGGUCAGAGCCAGAGAAGUUUUCACCAGAGAGGUUUAUUAAUGGGAAUGGAGAAGUUGAUGAAGAUCACCAUUUUGAAUACCUUCCAUUUGGGUUAGGUAGAAGAGUUUGCCCCGGAACCUCUUUGGCAACACAAGUGAGCCUCAUCACACUUGCACGUUUCCUUCAAGCAUUUCACUUUCAUUCUCCCAUGGAUGAACCUCUUGACAUGAGAGAAGGCUUGGGCCUAACCUUGCCCAAGCUGACUCCACUAAAAAUUAUUCUAAGCCCACAAGUAUCUUGUGAACUUUAUCCCUGAAGUAAUAUCUUUCUAUUACCUGAUAAAAAUAUAAAAUGAAAUAUUAAAAUUACUCAAGAGAGAUUAUGUUGCUACAAAAUUAUUUAUGUAAUAACGAAAAAGUUUUAAAGUAAUCCCACAAAGGUUGUUUUUCUUUGACAUAAAUAAUUUUUGUUAGCAACAUAAUGUCGCAUAAAUAAUUUUAAAAAAUGUUAUUUAUACAUUAAAAUCAACUAUUAAA
Arachis duranensis is the source of this 1849-nucleotide messenger RNA. Its product is annotated as cytochrome P450 CYP82J17-like. Bases 67 to 1629 code for a protein of 520 amino acids. The record is from RefSeq and is a predicted model, not a curated record. The transcript has 2 exons. Lineage: Eukaryota; Viridiplantae; Streptophyta; Magnoliopsida; Fabales; Fabaceae. Gene Ontology annotation, molecular function: iron ion binding; oxidoreductase activity, acting on paired donors, with incorporation or reduction of molecular oxygen; monooxygenase activity. Gene Ontology annotation, biological process: defense response to other organism.